This is a messenger RNA of Cinclus cinclus, 1656 nucleotides long. It is a transcript of the gene GASK1B, whose product is annotated as golgi associated kinase 1B. Lineage: Eukaryota; Metazoa; Chordata; Aves; Passeriformes; Cinclidae. The record is from RefSeq and is a predicted model, not a curated record. Gene Ontology annotation, cellular component: Golgi apparatus. Bases 1 to 1656 code for a protein of 551 amino acids. The transcript has 4 exons.
AUGCUGUUUUCAUCAUAUGGAUUCACUAGAGAAAUGACCCCUUUUGAUCAGCCAAGUAAAAUCAAAAACUUGUUUAUUUCCUGCUUUUGGCCCUCACGAGUGCUGAGGCUCUGGACUUGCAGGCGCCCGAGGACAAGGAGGAAUCUGCUAGUGGGGACUGCCUGUGUGAUCUACCUGGGGUUCCUUGUCAGCCAAGUGGGUCAUGUUUUACCGCCGCACAAAGGAGGACAUCAAAAGAUCAGUUCCAGGAAUCUCCAAGAUGCAGCUCAAACUCCUUUUCUGGGCAUCCCACUGGAUGGCACCCUGUCACCACCCAAUUUCCAGGAGCCCCAGCUUGGUAACAAUGGGACCUUGCUGCUACCCAAUGUAGUUUAUAUCACCCUGCGGUCCAAGCGCAGCAAGCCUGCCAACAUCAGAGGCACAGUGAAGCCAAAGCGCAGGAAGAAAAAUGCAAUCCCUUUGUCCUAUGGGCAGCACUUUCCAAAAGCCACUUCUAUGGGUUGGAAAGAGGCCUUUGCCCAACAGCCAGGGCGGGCCACACAUGCUGCAGGCACACAUGCUGCAGUCGGAGAAGCGAUUGCCCUGGAGGCAAGAAAGUACCAACUGGAUGAACGCAGGCAUAAAGGAAUGGGUAUCAAGGAGAGAGGUCACCAGAUACCUGGGAAGAUUUCUGGAGCUGUGAAGGCACAGCUCCAGCCUGAGGAAAGCAAUAUCAGGAUUUACAGCGAGAGCCCUCCCUCAUGGAUGAGCAAAGAUGACAUCCUAAACAUGCGCAUGCUGGCAGACUCUCCCAUAGAGAGCAUUCAAGAAGUACCUUCACACAAAGCAGUCCUGGUAGUAUUUGCAAGAGGUCCCAGCACUACGGGAACUGCUUGUAGUCAAGGACACUGUGGAAUUGUCAAAAGACCUCUCGACAUGAGUGAGGUGUUUGCCUUUCAUUUGGACAGGAUCUUGGGGCUAAACAGGAGCUUACCUUCUGUAAGCAGGAGAUCAGAGUUCUUCCAAGGUGGUCAAGCCUGUCCUGUUAUUCUCUGGGAUUCCUCACUGAGUCCAACAGAUAAUAGUACCCAUUCUUCAGUGAGGUUAACAUGGGGACAAUAUCAGCAGCUUUUGAAGAAUAAAUGCUGGCAGAAUGGUAAAGUUCCCAAAGCUGAAUGGGGCUGUACUGAAAUCCAUCAUCAUGAGUGGUCCAAGAUGGCACUCUUUGAUUUUCUCUUGCAGAUCUAUAAUCGACUAGACAGAAACUGUUGUGGAUUCAAACCUCUCAAGGAGGAUUUCUGCAUGCAGCAAGGACUGAAGCUGAAAUGCAAUGAUCAGGAUGCUGUUGACCUGACACACAUAGUUCAGAGACGGCAUGACCAAAGGCACUUGGCCUUUAUAGACAAUAAGGGCUUCUUUGACAGAAAUGAGGACAAUCUUGACUUCAAAAUACUACAAGGAAUUAAUGAAUUCCCUGCAUCUGCAGUUUCUGUUCUGAGGGGCCAGCAUUUACGUGAGAAGUUACUCCAGUCUUUGUUCCUUGACAAAAUAUACUGGGAGACCCAAGGAGGAAGAAAAGGAAUUGAAAAGCUUAUUGAUGUAAUAGAAAGGAGGUCCAAAAUUCUUCUUACUUACAUAAAUGCACAUGGAGCCAAAGUAUUGCCCAUGAAUGAAUGA